AUGUCUAGCUUCUUUCAAACAUCUAACGGUCCUAGUGACUUUACCUCGACUUUCAAAGCUGCUAUAACAUUACAAGAACUCUCGAAACCGGUACAACAACAUUUAGUUCGUGUUUAUAUUACCUUGGCGGGUCUUGCUGCCUGCUUGGCUGUUGGCGCUUACCUCCACGUUAAUCAAUUGUUCUUGUUUGGGGGCGGCUUUCUUUCAUUUUUGAUCGGUCUUUUCUCGGUUAUCGGUGUUGUGGGAUUGCCUGAUACACCGGAAAAUAAGUACCUCAGAUAUGGACUCUUAUAUAAUUUCGCCUUUAUGGAAGGACUCUCUAUUGGACCACUUAUACAAUACACACUACAUGUUGAUUAUUCUGGAUCAUUGAUUGUGAAAGCUUGUAUAGCCACAAGCCUAAUAUUCGUUAGUUUCACGUUAAGCGCCUUAUUCAGCAAAAGAAGAGAGUAUAUUUACUUGGGCGGAAUCUUAGGGUCGGCACUCUCUAUCCUGGGAUGUGUUUCGAUCUUAAACUUGUUUUUAAGAUCGAAAAUCUUGUUCUCAAUGGAACUGUAUCUUGGAUUAUUUAUGUUUUGUGGUUAUGUUCUUUAUGAUACACAACUAAUUUUAUAUCGAGCUUCGAAACUCGGAUCGAGAGACGUAGUAGGUCACUCGUUAGAUCUCUUCAUUGAUCUUGUUGGUAUCUUCGUCAGAGUCUUGAUCGCGUUAACUAGGAAUGCUGAAGAGAAAGAAGACCAAAAACGAAGAAAGAGAAGUUAA
This is a messenger RNA of Ambispora leptoticha, 762 nucleotides long. The record is from the annotation of a GenBank genome assembly. Lineage: Eukaryota; Fungi; Glomeromycota; Glomeromycetes; Archaeosporales; Ambisporaceae.